This is a messenger RNA of Oryza brachyantha (malo sina), 694 nucleotides long. Its product is annotated as wheatwin-1-like. Lineage: Eukaryota; Viridiplantae; Streptophyta; Magnoliopsida; Poales; Poaceae. The coding region runs from base 113 to 553 and encodes 146 amino acids. The record is from RefSeq and is a predicted model, not a curated record. Gene Ontology annotation, biological process: defense response to bacterium; defense response to fungus. Gene Ontology annotation, molecular function: RNA nuclease activity. The transcript has 3 exons.
UUGGUGCAUAUGCAUGCUCACACCUGCAAUAGAGGAAGAUUGUGCUAUAGUACACUGCCUCAUUCUCCAAUCUCCACCAGGUGCACGGUAGAAGGUUUAGAUCCUGAAGAAGAUGGCGGCAAUCACAGGAUCCAGGGCGCUUGUGGUGGUGGCGCUGCUCUGCGCCGCUGCAGCCAUGGCUACCGCGCAGCAAGCGUCCAAUGUGCGUGCCAAAUACCACUACUACAACCCUCAGCAGAACAACUGGGACCUCAACAAAGUGAGUGCAUACUGUGCCACAUGGGACGCCGACAAGCCCUUGUCUUGGCGCCAGAAAUAUGGCUGGACUGCCUUCUGUGGCCCUGCUGGUACUAGGGGCCGGGAAUCAUGUGGAAAGUGUAUCCAGGUGAAGAACCGAGGCACCGGUGAGACGAUAACAGCAAGGAUCGUGGACCAAUGCAGCAAUGGUGGACUGGAUUUGGACUACGAGACCAUCUUCAAGAAGAUCGACACCGAUGGCCGUGGCUACCAAAUGGGACACCUGCAGGUUGAUUACAAGUUCGUCAAUUGCUGAUUUGGUCAUGUCAUAUCUUUGCAUGGCCAUGUGCUUCAAUAAGAUGUAUCGUACUUAUAUGGAAUAAGACGGAAGAGAAGCCUUUAUGGAUGGCACUCUGUAAUAAUGUUGAACAAUGAAUAAAGUUUCAUUACCGUCCAA